Molecule: messenger RNA, 189 nt
Organism: Acanthisitta chloris (rifleman)
Lineage: Eukaryota; Metazoa; Chordata; Aves; Passeriformes; Acanthisittidae
Product: putative proline-rich receptor-like protein kinase PERK11
Exons: 2
Coding region: 1-189 (62 amino acids)
Source: RefSeq, a predicted model, not a curated record
AUGCCACCCAAGGUCCCAAAUUCCAUUCCAGAUCCCAAAUCCAGCCCCACAUCCCAAAUCCAGGCCCAAAUCCCAAUCCCAGAGCCCCAAAUCCCACCUCAGAUCCCAAUCCCUUUCCAGAUCCCAGAGCCCAAAUCCCACCCCAAAUCCAUCCCAAAUGCCACCCAAGGGAUUUUUGGGAAUGUCUGA